This is a messenger RNA of Didymosphaeria variabile, 264 nucleotides long. RefSeq lists its product as uncharacterized. Lineage: Eukaryota; Fungi; Ascomycota; Dothideomycetes; Pleosporales; Didymosphaeriaceae. The record is from RefSeq and is a predicted model, not a curated record. Bases 1 to 264 code for a protein of 87 amino acids. The transcript is spliced from 3 exons.
AUGCCAUCCAACGGCAAAGCCAAUACGUCAAAUAAAGUCUACUUCCUGGAGAUCCACGAGCAUCACGACAAGAUGUACCUCUACAGAGCGUGUCUGAAAGCUGUUGAAGACUCUCCCGCAGCCAGCAUCUUCUCGCAUGGUAUGACCUUUUUGGGCUUCACGUACUCUGUGGAGGGGGUUAAUGAUGACCCUGUGAAGCUCUCGCUCAAGAACGUUCCUGCCGGCCGUUACAGUAUCCAUGAGACGAUCGUCAGAGGCGAGUAA